Stegodyphus dumicola is the source of this 1079-nucleotide messenger RNA. Its product is annotated as sodium/hydrogen exchanger 9B2-like. Gene Ontology annotation, cellular component: membrane. Lineage: Eukaryota; Metazoa; Arthropoda; Arachnida; Araneae; Eresidae. Gene Ontology annotation, molecular function: antiporter activity. The record is from RefSeq and is a predicted model, not a curated record. Gene Ontology annotation, biological process: proton transmembrane transport.
UUAUUUUAGAUGAUUCACUUUCAUAAGGUUGGAUACAUUGGCCAUUGUCUUGGGAAGUGUGAUGCUACAUUUCUGAAAACGUGAAAUGUGCUUAAUAUAUGAAAUAUGCAUAGAAUUAUAUAAAAUUUUGAAAAGUUUCAAGUAUUCUUUAAGGCUUGGUUUAGCUACACUUUUCAUUGCCUUGGCUUUAAGAAUGGUAGCAUCACUAAUUGCAGCUUUUGGAGCAGGUUUUACAUUAAAAGAACAAAUCUUUGUCACUUUUGCAGGGUUACCGAAGGCUACAGUUCAGGCAGCCAUUGGUCCUGUAGCACUUGCACUGGCACGUAAGAAUAAAUUAGGGCCAGAGAUUGAACAGUAUGGAAUACAGAUUCUAACAGUGGCUGUCCUUGCUAUUUUAAUCACUGCACCACUGGGAGCAACUGCAAUAAGUUUACUUGCACCAAGACUUUUAGAAAAUAAUGCAUCUGACAUUACAAAUUCUAAAUCAAAACCAACAGUAAGGAAAAGCAUAGUCAACAUCUUCAACAGUAAUCAUUGCUCAUGCAACAGUUUCAACCAAAAGGAAGAUAGUAAAUCAGACAGAAGUGGUAUAGAAAGCAGCAAUAACAUAUAUACAAUAGCUAGGCUUUGACAGAAAAUAAAAAUAUUAAUUCUAGAUUGUAAUACAAAUGAACUGCACAGUUCUGCUGUUUCUUUAUAUUUCAUGUAAAGCCAUUAAAUCCACCUGAUAGUUCCAAGAUCACAAAGCAUAUAAUUUAUUUCAAUGUAAUUAGUAUCAAAACAAAUACCUUUUAAAUCUAAGCAUUAACAGUACAAAUUGUACUAUACACUGAUUGUGCAAGCUGCACAAAUCCCUUUAAAGAAAUAUAAGACUUUAAAACUGAUGCUAGUACAUUCAACAAACUGAAAUUAUAGAUAAAAUAUAACUAUUACUCACUGGUUAUUUUGCAUAACUUUACAGAAUAUGACACCUUUGGUUAUUAACAAAUAUUGUACAAUUUUCACAUUUAUUGUAGUGAGUGUUAAAAGAUAUCAUAACAUUUUUUUACUCAACAGUAAAAUUUGUAAUGAACUGUUAA